Molecule: messenger RNA, 976 nt
Organism: Hyaena hyaena (striped hyena)
Lineage: Eukaryota; Metazoa; Chordata; Mammalia; Carnivora; Hyaenidae
Gene: MED8
Product: mediator complex subunit 8
Exons: 7
Coding region: 47-853 (268 amino acids)
Biological process (GO): regulation of transcription by RNA polymerase II
Cellular component (GO): mediator complex; core mediator complex
Molecular function (GO): transcription coregulator activity; RNA polymerase II cis-regulatory region sequence-specific DNA binding
Source: RefSeq, a predicted model, not a curated record
UAGGAAACCGGAAGGGGAAGUCGUUGCCGCCGCCACGGACGCCGCAAUGCAGAGGGAGGAGAAGCAGCUCGAGUCAUCAUUAGAUGCACUGCUGAGUCAAGUGGCUGACCUGAAGAACUCACUGGGGAGUUUCAUUUACAAGUUGGAGAACGAGUAUGACCGGCUGACCUGGCCCUCUGUUCUGGACAGCUUUGCCUUGCUCUCUGGACAGUUGAAUACUUUGAACAAGGUCUUGAAGCACGAAAAGACACCACUCUUCCGUAACCAGGUCAUCAUCCCUCUGGUGCUGUCCCCAGACCGAGAUGAGGAUCUCAUGCGGCAGACUGAAGGACGAGUACCUGUUUUCAGCCACGAGGUGGUCCCUGACCAUCUGAGAACCAAGCCUGACCCUGAAGUUGAAGAGCAAGAGAAGCAACUAACAACAGAUGCUGCCCGCAUUGGUGCUGAUGUAGCUCAGAAGCAGAUCCAGAGCUUGAAUAAAAUGUGCUCAAACCUCCUGGAGAAAAUCAGCAAAGAGGAGCGGGAAUCAGAGAGCGGAGGUCUCCGGCCAAACAAGCAGACCUUUAACCCUACAGACACCAAUGCCUUAGUAGCAGCCGUGGCCUUUGGGAAAGGGCUGUCUAACUGGAGACCUUCGGGCAGCAGUGGCCCUGGGCAGCCAGGCCAGCCAGGGGCUGGGACGAUCCUCGCAGGAGCCUCAGGAUUACAGCAGGUGCAGAUGGCGGGAGCUCCAAGCCAGCAGCAGCCAUUGCUCAGUGGGGUGCAGAUGGCCCAAGCAGGUCAAACAGGAAAAAUGCCAAGUGGAAUAAAAACCAACAUCAAGUCCGCUUCAAUGCAUCCGUACCAGCGGUGAGUGUGGCCGGCAAUCCCCACUCCCAGGUUCCCCUUGCAGAGCUGGGCAGUGAAAUUGCCUUUUGCCCAAAGCUGAACCAGAUGUGUCUGAUAAAGAGAACAUGGGCUUUCAGCACCAGACAAA